AUGGGUCACAGCCGCGAUCGCUCAGCUGGCGGUCCACAUGUAUCACCAGAAAAUCCAAAUCCGUCUACAUCGGGCCUUCAGACAGUCACGCCAGAGAGAGACAGCAUGAGAAAGAAUGAAGAUGACAGCAAGGAUAAAGAAAAUGAAGGCGCACUUUCUGACUGGGUGUCGGGUGGGCCCAUUGGCUCCAAAGCUGCUGUUCUGGUCUUCCGAUCAUGUGUCUUAGCGUCUAGGACUCCAUCAAUGGAGUCUACAACAAAAACUAUAGGAAAUAAUACUGGUACAACAAUACUGCUGAACAAGGCAAAGAAUAUGGCAAAGAGAUUAGUAGCUGAACCUCAUUCCUUUAGUUAUAGACCAAAGACGAUUAUGCACGAUGUUAUGGAAACUUUUGGCAAUGGCAAUAAAUUUUCUACUCAAGCCUAUGUAGUUAGACAUGUUAGUGAUGCAGAAAUGCCUGAAACAGAAGUGGUUGAGGAACAAGGACAUGAGCCGGCAGAGCAUAAGAGAGAUAUAGAAGAUGUACUUAAUGACCUUAGCAAGAUUACGUUGAAAAAGCAUUUGAAUAUUGAAAACACUACUGCAAAUAUCAAACCUCCAGAAGAUCCACCGCCUCCUCUAAAAGACCAGAAAGAAGAGAAGAAAACCAAAAAAAGUAAAAGUAAAAACAAGAAAAAGAACUCCAGUAAUCGGCCGCCGUCGCCAGUUUUAGACAGUGAUGACUCCGAGCACUUACUGGUGAAGGAAGUCGAUAGUGUCAAGGUAUUAGACAGUUCGCACAUGCCUGCGCGCAUCCUGAAGGUCACAUACAAACUAGUAAACACUGAGACGAAGCUCCUCCACCGGCUGCUCCAGGCCCAUGGGUUACAGGAGGCUUCACCUGAAUCCAAAGACUUCAAUCUGCUCUGGUCGGGUCUACACCCGAAACCUGAUGUUUUGAGGGCGUUAGCACCGUACCAAAGAGUUAACCAUUUUCCAAGAUCAUACGAGUUGACUCGCAAAGACAAACUGUUCAAGAACAUAGAGAAGAUGCAAUAUUUUCGCGGCUUGAAACAUUUCGAUUUUGUACCCACGACGUUCCUAAUGCCUGCUGAAUAUAAAGAAUUGUGUUCCACACAUUAUCGUACUAAAGGGCCGUGGAUCGUGAAACCCGCUGCUUCGAGCAGAGGCAGAGGGAUUUAUAUUGUCAAUACACCAGAACAAAUACCUAAAGGCGAGAACGUGGUAGUCGCAAAAUACAUCGACAAACCAUUACUAAUUGGGGGUCACAAAUGUGAUCUUCGAUUGUACGUGUGCAUGACUUCCAUUGACCCUCUUCUUAUAUAUCUUUUCGAGGAGGGUCUGGUGAGGUUUGCCACAGUGAAAUAUGAUAAGACCAACAAGAACUUAUGGAACCCGUGCAUGCAUCUCUGCAAUUACAGCAUCAACAAAUAUCACACAGAUUAUAUCAAAUGUGACGACCCGAACGCAGGUAACAUCGGCCACAAAUGGACAUUAUCGGCAUUACUUCGUCAUCUUCGCAAGCAGGGCAGGAACACCACAGCCCUCAUGGCGGCGAUAGAAGACCUUGUGGUCAAGUCCAUACUCUCUUCAGCACAAACCAUCACAGCUGCCGCGCGAGUUUUCGUUCCAAACUUCUUCAAUUGUUUCGAAUUGUUCGGCUACGAUAUUUUAAUAGAUGAGAUGCUGAAACCCUGGUUGCUGGAAAUAAAUUUAUCACCAAGCCUAGCGUGCGAGAGUCCACUAGACGCACGGGUGAAGUCGGCAUUGCUGGCGGACACGCUGACGCUGGUGGGGAUGCCCGCCGUGCCCACCAAGAUGGAGGCGGUCAACAACUCGCUCAAGAUGCGCAUCGGGGCGUGCCGACGCGUCCACUCGGCUGAGAACGUGUGCCUGACCCGCAAGCCUAACGGGGGCGGGUCGGCGGGGCAGACCGGGCCGGCGCCCGUGGGGGCCAACGGGGCCGCUUUGACCGGGGAGGAGAUGAGGCUGGUGAGGGCCGUGAGAGCCCAGUACGCGAGACGAGGCGGCUUCGUCAGGAUAUUCCCCAGUCAGAACUCUUGGCAGAAGUAUUCUCAGUAUUUGGACCCUGUUUGCGGCGUGCCGGUCUGCUCGACGUCCCUAAACAACAACGCGCCGUACAACGUCGUUCAGCACAAUUACAAUCUGCUGAUACACUCGCACGUGCUGCCCCACUUCCAGAACGCGCUGGUAGCGACCAGCGUCACCGACGCGCCGCAGAGGUUAAAACGCUACGAAGCGGUAACAGUGACAUCGACCGCUCCAGCAAUCAGUCUGGAGCAGCCGGUGUCGGCCAACCAGCAACACCUGGACACGAGGCGCGCCAAGGACCUGGUCAAACGGCAGCUGCUGGACGGCAUGAGACUCACUAUGGGCGAAGGUCGUCGCGCAUUCGGCCUGUUUCUCACCUACGUUCUGAAGCGGAUCUCGUCUCCCGCCAACGAGCUGGCGGUCAGCCACGCCGCGUUGGUGCUGAAGUUCCUGCGCCGCGCGUGCUCCACUCUGCGCAUGCCUUACAAUGGUCCGCCGCCGAAGAUGUGCGACAAGGACAGAUGCGCGGUGAUCGCGAAACAGCUGAACGACUUCCUGUACAUGUACUACCGAGAAACGGACCUCUAUACCGACAGCGAGGAUAAGGAGGGAUGCGUAUCUAAUAUACACUUUGCCCAGUUUCUCUACUCCGCGAGCGAGGCGGACUUGGAAGACGUUCUCCUACUCCUACUGAAGAUCGAGAACCAAGUGACCACGUUCUUGGGAGACAACCGCAACCCGUUCUGCGUGGACCUGCCGCCCAGCAAGCUCAGCGAGCCGCCCACCAAGCACACGCUGCUCAAACACCUGGCUUGCCUGUCUCCAGUCAACACUAGGAGAUAUCGUCCAUCCAUCACCGAAUCGUUCAAGUACGAAGAGGAGCCGUCGAUGUCGGAGCCCGAGCCCCCCGCGCCGCCGCCCUUCACCACCUCGGACCUCGUGCUCAAGGACUCGCUGAAGGAGGAGAAGCCUCUCAACAUGGCGCUCAAGUAUGCCAGGUCCUAGCGAGGGUGAUGCCGUUCG
Amyelois transitella is the source of this 3075-nucleotide messenger RNA. RefSeq lists its product as uncharacterized. Gene Ontology annotation, cellular component: cilium. The transcript is spliced from 16 exons. NCBI's taxonomy places the organism in Eukaryota, Metazoa, Arthropoda, Insecta, Lepidoptera, Pyralidae. Bases 1 to 3057 code for a protein of 1018 amino acids. The record is from RefSeq and is a predicted model, not a curated record. Gene Ontology annotation, biological process: microtubule cytoskeleton organization; protein polyglutamylation. Gene Ontology annotation, molecular function: tubulin binding; tubulin-glutamic acid ligase activity.